Messenger RNA from Sphaerodactylus townsendi, 3510 nucleotides. RefSeq names its product ankyrin repeat domain 49 (gene ANKRD49). Lineage: Eukaryota; Metazoa; Chordata; Lepidosauria; Squamata; Sphaerodactylidae. The coding region runs from base 417 to 1139 and encodes 240 amino acids. Gene Ontology annotation, molecular function: protein binding. The record is from RefSeq and is a predicted model, not a curated record. The transcript has 3 exons.
ACGCGUGGCAGUAUCCAGGGAGAGGAAGGUCGGGCCCAAGGAAGGCCGGAAGUCUUCUCGGAGCGUGGGGAGGCAGGUCUUCUGCGGGUGCUGCCGGUCAUUCCUUGGCCCCGCCCCGAAGAGAGCCGCAUGGCGAACGUGAGUGGGGCGAUUUGAGCCUCGUAGCGCUCCGUCCCGAAGUGAAGGGGAGAUUAUCCAGGUGUGGGGUGAAAAUCGACAGUUCCAGGUGCUGCUAGUCAUGGCUGGCACCCUGGUGUUGCUGCUAUAUAUGCCAACCUCCAUUUACUUUUGAUAGCUAUUCUUAAUCUGUUUGCAUAGUCCAAAGGUGAACAAUCUGGAAAUGAAGUGAGCCCAAAAAAGAUUGUGGAUUUCUUUCACUGUGAUUAUGUAAGGCUGGAUUAUUGGCACCUCCAAAGAUGAAUGAAAGUGAGAUAUCGGUUGAGAAGAAUAUAGAGGAGGAGGCAAAAGAUGACAAAGACUUCGCCGAGAGCUUUAACCAACUCGAAUUGCUGGAGACGCACAGGCAUCUGAUCCCCACCGGAACGCAGAGUCUUUGGUCUGGAGAUUCCGAUGAGGAAGAUCAGGAGGAAAAAACCGAAGAAUGGUAUCAAGCCCAGGAGAAGAAGCUAGAGAACAACCCCGAUAAACUGCUGCUUUGGGCAGCUGAAAAGAAUCGACUUAACACAGUGCAAAGGCUCCUGUCUCAAAACCUGGCUCCAGUCAACGUCCGAGAUGAAGACCGAUACACCCCUCUCCACCGUGCUGCCUACAACGGUCACUUGGAAGUUGUGCGCGAGUUGAUCGCCCAUGGUGCAGACAUUCAUGCCUUGACAGUGGACAGUUGGACCCCGCUCCACAGCGCAUGCAAGUGGAACAACACAAAGAUCGCAUCGUUCUUGCUUCAACACGGUGCAGAUAUCAACGCUCAGACCAACGGCUUGCUAACGCCGCUGCACCUUGCUUCAGGAAACAGGGAGAGCAAGGAAACCCUGGAGCUCCUGCUGAUGAAUCGCUAUUUGAAGCCAAAUCUCAAAAACAACCUAGAUGAAACGGCAUACGAUAUUGCUCGCAGGACUGAUAUCUAUCACUACCUGUUCGAAAUUGUGGAAAGCUGCACAAAUUCUGUGUCGGAUUCUUAGUCGUUGUAAACGUUUGAAUGUCGAACUCAUUCCCAGCACCUUUUUGUAAUAAGUACACUUUGUAAUUGCACUCCCAAGUUGGUGCUUUCAACCCCACCUCUCAGUAUAGCUUUACUCUACGAAAUACUGAAAUGAGGUCUCAUUUUGUGGAGAUGUUGUUAUUUUUAUAAUAAUAUAGACUACACUACCCUUACGUUUGUGAAGCAUUUUAACUUUUACUUGAACAAUUUUGGGGGAAUCCUAAGACCCUUGGGGCCAUUUCCCAUGUUGAUCACUUAUACUAAAAGUACACCCAUAACUUAUUUCCCAUGUAAUGUUUUGGGAUAUUAAAUGAUGUGUUCGCACUUGGGGAUAGACGGUUUCAGGUUCUGCCUGCUGCUUGUUUUUGAAACAUGGAAAAAUUCAGGAGACUCAGUUGUUGGCUAACAAAAUGAAAAUUGGAGGCAAAACAUCUUCCAAACACUACUGAAGUCACCAUUUUUAUAUACCUGUUCUAUUUUCUCAGCUGUUGGGCUGAAUCAUCAUGAAACCAAUAGUGUAGUGACAGUUAUGGCCAAGAGUGAAAGGAACUAAUCCAGUUUCUGGUGCAAUAUAGUGUGUUUCCAAUGAAUUCUUUGCCUACUUUUAAUGAAUACUAAAUUGGACUUUUUAAAGUGACCAUAAGUGACUAAAUGUGGCAAGGUGAUGCAGGGUCUGUCGCUAGGAUCUGCAAAUAGGAUCCUAACUCCUUACUGUUCCCCAUCAUGGACUAAAUUGGAGAAAAAGAUGAGCAGUGCUGUCAUGACGGUAACACAGGCAAGUAUUUAUGGCAGUAAAGUCAUGUCGGUGCAUGAAACGCUACAUCAGAAGUGGCCCUUUGAUGCAGGUACUGUGAGGUUCCAGGACUUGCUAGACUGGAGAACAAUACAUCACCAUUUGUCUUUUACAACCAUGGGAACAAUUUGCAGAAACACUUGUCUGUCCUACAUAAGGUAAGAAAUAGCCUGUCCCACAUCAUGUGCAAGUCUGAAGAAGUUUACAUGCAGUGUGCAUGUUGUCUUAAAACAAAAAAACCCCUACAUGUGCCAGUUUUCCUGUGACUCACAUGGCCUUGUUCUGGGAAAAAAGUAGACACAGUUUCAGUCUGCUGUUCCCUGUGCGUAAAUGUGUGAACCUGUGUGUGUGUUCUGCGUAGUAAACUGUGAGACUGCUGAAUGAGAGCUGAAAAAUGCAAAAGCUAAGUUUUUAACUUCUGCAGAAAUGAUGAGCUUGUAAGGGCAGGACUAUGUAUUCUCUGCUGACACUUCAGUUUUUUUGUUUAUAUUCCGUUCAUUUUUUUUAAGGCUUGUGUGUGAAUCUACGCAAAGGUUAAUUUGCUUGUGGUAUGUAGUCAUUCUGCUUGAAUUUGUAUGCCAAAAUCCACUUUGCUUUAAAGGAGACCCAUUUAUCUUCAGUGGGAGGUCUAUGAGGAAACUCUGAAGCAAGUGGUUUCUGUUCUGAAGCCUAAGUCCUUAAAAACCACAAAUCCUAAUUACCUCUUGCAUAAAUGCAAGUCCCACAGAAGUAAAUGGAGCCAUCUCACAUGUAGAUGUGGCUAGAUUCCAGGCCGUACAAUAUAAUUUUUUCAGCUGAUGUAUUCAGAAUUGCAUAACACUGCUUGUUUAUUUACAGACAAGCUUCCGUUGUCUCAAACGUGCUUGCAAUGCCAGUCCCAUUGAAAUCAUUUUUAAAAACCAGUUGUUUCAUAACCAUUUUUAUUAGAAACUAAUCCCCACUGAGAUUUCUGGAACACACUGCCAAAUGAACCGCUUAGUAAAAGUUUGCUGUUCAAAGCGCACUUGUUUGUCAGAGUUCAGCAUUGAAGCCAGUAUUCUUUUUACAGAUACCCACCUGAAAAUUACACUACACCUUUAAAAAUCUCUUUGAAACAUGAGUCACAGCGGCAGCUUCCUCCAAAAAAUUGCUGUGGAUUGUGGCUUUGUAAGAAGGCAAAGCUGCCUUCAGAAAAGAAUAGCGAGCAACAUCAUAGAACUGCAACUCCCAGAAUUCUUGGGCUGGGAUCCCCAACUCGAUAAGCGGGUUAUGUGUCAUGUAGAUAUGUUAAUUUAUAGCAUGUCUUCAGGAUGUGCAAACUACUGUACAGGGAUGUUGUGAAGCACUCAUGCAUUGUAACCAAGGAGAGAACUGGAGUAUUUAUUGUAUGAAAAGACAAAUACAAUCAUCAAAAGUCACUUUAAGUUUUUUUUCAAAUACUGCUGUGAGGUAACUUGUUAAAUUUUCCAAACUGCAUGAAAACUGAAUGUAACCGAGCUUAUACAGGUAACACUUGAAAUACGGUAUACUGUAAUUCUGCUGUCAGUCUUAUUUAAAAAUAAAAUAUUUAACACUUAAA